Messenger RNA from Paramecium octaurelia, 1832 nucleotides. The record is from the annotation of a GenBank genome assembly. NCBI's taxonomy places the organism in Eukaryota, Ciliophora, Oligohymenophorea, Peniculida, Parameciidae.
AUGAAUUAAAACAGGGAGUGUUAACAUCAUGAAAAGGUGAUGGAGUUAUUUUGUGAAACAUGCAAGGACCUAGUCUGUAAUGAUUGCGUUAGUUAUGGUCCACAUCAAACUAAGAAUCAUAAAAUCAUUAGUUUCAAAGAUGCCUACACAAUCAGAUAGGCAUUCAUUAAGGAUAGAAUUGAAACCGCCAUGAAAAAUAAGAAGGAGAAUCUACUCGAUUAAUUAGAGAAGAUAGAAACCAGAAUGAAAUAUAUCACGGAAGUGAAAGCCACCAUUGUCAAAGACAUACACAUGGAAUUCGAGGGAGGUAUCUUAAAGAGAUUGAAUGAUCAAUCUGGUACAUUGACAGCAGUACUCCAGAAGGACAUUGCUUGGUUAUAGAAGCAUUUGAAUUCGAUUGAUGAUUUUAUUCACACUUUUGAAUAUUUAGCUUUGGAUCAGAAUGUGUUACCCUUACUAUUCAUGUCAAAGACCUUAAGUCAAUAAACGAUGAAGUUGCUCAGCAUCAUAAUUAAGAGUAUUGCAAUUCAUUAUCGCUUAGCUGAAAUAACUUCGCAUCCUUCUGAUCUCCCUAGAGAAUUGUUUGAUCUCAGAACCAAAAUCAAAAAUUCAGAAAUACUCCAACAACAAAUUGAAUUCAAAAAGCAAGUCAUUUGGAAAUGUCGAUAAGAGAAGAUCCAAUCCUUAUAGAAAAUUAAGGAAGACUUCUUUGUCAAAAUUGAAGAUGAAAUCUAUGAUUGGGUAAGAUUACUUAAAAAAGUGGUCAAUACUUUGGAUAGUUUGUGUAUGAUAUGUACAUUUUGUGGGUGUUUUAUUGAUGUAGUCAAUGAACAAUGUGCACUCAAUGCUAAACCAUAUGAAGAAGUUUAGUUAGAUUGUAUAUAUAUAUCUUAUUCCAAAUUAAGUUACUGGAUUUACGAAUGAGUUACCUAAAAUGAAAGUUUUUGGAACUUGUCAACAUUUCUUUGGCUAUCCAAGAGAUGAGUAUUUAAUUUUGAGAAAGGAUAAAUAUGCUAACUUUGGAGAUUAUCAGGAAUAACGAAGAGCUGCCAAGGAAGUCUACUUCAAAGUGUUUAGAUCACUCUGUAUAUUAACAUCAAUAUAGUCAAGGGUUCUCCAUCAUAGAUCUAAAAGCCAGGAGAUAUUUGAAAUAACUGGAUUUGUAAGCCAUAUUCAAAAAAUACGAUCCUGAUAACAAAGGCUGGUUGUCCAUAGUCAAAUUCAAAUAUCUGAUGCAUCAAGAAUUGGGUAUGUCAGUGUAGGAAGUCGAAAAAUUAGUCAUAUACUUUAGAGAUGAAAAAGAAGACAAAGUAAUUAUUAACAAUAAGAAGGUCAAUUACGAAUACUUCCUGGGGAUCGAUUGGUAUUUGGAAGAAUUGUAGAGAUUGGAAGAACAAGUAAAGACAGAAUCUGUUAAAUAUGCUAAAUUGUAUAAUAGGAGAGUGAGGGUUAAGACUACCUCUCCUCCCCCAAGGUAGGAAACAAAAUUUGUAGAAAGACCAUAAUAAUAAUAAUAAUCUACUAUUUAUAGCAGUUUUACUCGUUUUUCAUAAGCUGUUGAAAAACAGCCUGUCCCAUAACCUGUUUAAUAUGAGUAGCCUCGAUUUGGAUUUAUAGACAGAGAUAAUUCGCAUGCUCAAUCUGUGAGUAAGCAGUUUCCUCAAAAAAGCAAUAUUGAAUUUUCUGCUGAAUCCAGUUUGAAGAGCAAGCAGAAAUCCUCUUCUUUGUAACCUAAGAGAGUCUAAUUUGAGGAGAAAUAAGGAUAUUAAAGAUUUAAGGAAUCCGCAUAAGUUAGUGGAAAUUAUGCUUCUAAAUAUUAUUGAACAUUGGAC